CUCGUCAGUUCAUGAAUGAUAACUUGUUUGACAUCUAGAGCUUGCUAUGAAACAAAAAGGUAUUUGGAGUCUAGGAAGACUGAUCAAAGCAAUUCAGAAGGGUCUUGAAGGGUAUGAACAGCAAGAAAACCACUUCAUCAAAGACAACGUUGAGACGAUCACCAUGUUGACCGGAAGCUGAAAUCUGCUGUUUGUUGAGGCUCUGGAGUGCCUGUUCUCGUUCAUUUCUCAAUAAAUCUCCAAGUCUAGCAGCUGGUUAUUGUCUCCAAGCUGAAGCCGUUGUUGAGGCUCUGGAGUGCUCGUUGCCAUUCAUUCCUCAAUAAGUCUCCUGGCCUAGCAGCUGGUCAUUGUCUCCAAGCUGAAACAGGUUUCUGCAGCAAGCGUGAAAGACUUUGCAGAGGUGGAUGCAUGUCUGAAGAUGAACAAAUCCAGUGAGGACAUCCAACUUCAUCUCAAGAACUCGGAGCCAUGCAUUCAAGAUAUCGAGGAAGGUGUCUGAGUGCCACUUUAGGCAUUUGAUUAAACCUAGAGCUUAAGUUCUCAACAUCCACAACCUGUAGUUACAUCAUGCAAACCAAUUCCAUGGUGAAAAUUAUGCUCUUCUCAUUUUAGUUUAUGGCUCCUUAUACUUCCUCUCCAGUUUAGUUACCUUCUGCUUUGAAAAGUGACUGCAAAUUUUUCCUGUCAUCAAUACUGAAAAGUUCUGAAUAUGUUAUGAGCUAAACCAAGAUAAAAUUAAAGAGGCAUUCACUUGAAAGACUACCAGAAAUCCGUGUUUGAGCUUUUCUGAGACUGAGAUGGUUCAUUGCGCUUCUCUACCACAUCGUCUAAAACCAGAAAGAUAGCAGUAGGGCUUGGAAUAAGAUGGAAGCUCGGGCCAUUGUUCAAAGCAUACCUUUCUCGGCCUUUUGGCUAAGAUCAAGUGUAGUAUCUGUUCUUAUCAGUUUAAUAUCUGAUACGUGGGCCAAUGGCCCACACGAUAUUAAAUUAAUUUUUAUAGGGGGAGAGGCCCACUACUGGAGCUUGCUUCAGGGGCCUUCUCGCGUGUCGCCCUUGCGUUGCACUAUUGCAUGGGCCUGGCGCACCCCACCAAUUCCAGUCCAAAUUUUCAUAUAGAAAUUUUCAUCUUUCUAUAUCUCGGCCGAAUUCCUUGAGUUUAAUUAAUAUUCAACCUGCUUCCGCUCAGCUUUUUGGGCCGUAUCAACUGCCGAAUUUGACUUAACCCAGAUAAAGUGAGGCACUUGACGUCUUCAGAAAAGCGUUACAGUGCCCAAAUGGCGACCAUGAACCUGGAUCCAUCUAUAAGUAACAAAAGCUGCAAAUCCCAUUUUUUCAUCACUUCUGUGACCAACCAUACAACUAGCUCCUCUGAAAAUUUAAGAGCUUCUUCACCGCCAAAAUGGGCUCUCGUUUAUGGAUUGUUAUGUUUAUUAUUUUUGCAACUUGCACUGUGAUUGGCGGAACGGUUGAGGCUUCAUUUGAGGAUGGUAAGAUUGUGAAGCUGCCAGGGCAGCCAGAAGUUAGCUUCCAACAGUAUUCAGGGUAUGUUGUUGUUGAUGAAACCCAGCAGAGGAAGCUCUUCUACUACUUUGUUGAAGCUUAGACAAACUCUACUUCCAAGCCUCUCGUUCCGUGGCUAAAUGGUGGUGCGCUAGUUGAUUAUCCACAUUUUGAUGCAAUCCUUUUAUCAUCUUUGAUCCUUUUCUUUCGACUAUAAGUUUUAAGUAUUAUAGUAAAGACUUAUUUUUUUCUUCUGCUUUAAGAAUGAUUUGAGGUUGGUGAGUUAUGCUAAUAGGGGCAGGGUGUUCCUCUAUUGGAACUUGAGCUUUCACAGAGCAUGGCCCUUUCAAGACAACUGGUUCAGGAGCUCUCCUGAGAAAUGACUGCAGUUGGAACAAAGGUGUCAUCACAUUAAUCUCAACUUGGAUAUAGUUAUGUACUUCUCUUUUGAGUUCUUCAUUUUUGUACUAUAAACUAGUAGCUGACUUUUUUUCUGCUGCAGAAGCAAACAUGUUGUACUUGGAAUCACCAGCCGGGGUUGGAUUCUCUUAUUCUGCCAAUACCUCGUUCUAUGAAUUAGUAAAUGACACCAUAACAGGUUCAGUCUGAAACAUAGACUAAUCGUCGAAUUCUCAAACUGAAAUAACUUGUCGGAUUAACAGAAUCCAGCUGGGUUGUCUAUUCACUUCUUAUUAUCGUCAAAAGACAACUUGGCAUUCCUACAACAAUGGCUAACCAAAUUUCCUGAAUACAAGAACCGAUAUCUUUAUCUCACAAGAGAAAGCUAUGCUGGUAUGUUAAUUCUAGAAUCCGUUGUUAAGGGAGCAUCUGGUUCAAAUCUUUAUAAUUUUGGUUAUAUUUAUACUUUCCCUAACAAGACACUAUGUCCCACAACUAACACAGCUAAUCGUGGAGUCAGGGUCAAAUCUCAGCUUAAAAGGCAUAAUAGUAAGUUCACCUGCCAAAAUAUACAUUGACAUAUCGGCAAAUCGUGAUGUUUGAAUGACGAGUCAUUGAGUCUCUUCUCGUGUUGCGUUGUGUUGUAAUUUUCAAUUUUUGGAGUUCAACACAUAUUUCAACGGAGAAGGAAAUCUAUACUGGUCUCACAGCUUGAUAUCGGACCAUACCUAUCACCUUGUCAACAAAAUGGCAACACCUCCCAGAUCAGGAGAUAGGCUGCUUCAAACUCUUUCUUCGAGCCUUGUAAAAUAUUUGCAACCCAACUUGGUACAGAAAAUGCCUAGCCAGAACUUCGACAUAUAUGACAUCACUUCAGAUGUAUGUUUAGCAAACGAUAAUGGGUCAUCAUCAUCUAAACAGUCUUUGGAAGCAACUUUGCAUCCCUCAAGUCCAGCCAGAGAACUAGCAGAAAUCUGGUAUAAGUUAUUCUUGACCAUGAUCAACACAAAUGUACCCGAAUCAACGAUAAAUGCAGCAAUUCUCAUCAUUGCUGGGUUUUGGAUCUGUCUAGUCAAUGGAGAAAGUUGGAGAUUCGGCCAUAGACCUCUAUGCAGAAGGCAAAACGGACAAGUACUUGAACAGGAAAGAUGUUCAGCAUGCUAUGCAUGCCCACCUUGUAGGCAUCCCCACCUGGAGAAGCUGCAACUAGAGUUGCUUCUUCUUCUAUUUAAGGUAUCAACUAGACCAGCUCGCUAUAGUUGCUUCUUCUUCUAUAUAAGGUAUCAACUAUCAACGUUUCGACUUCACUUGCAGUGUGAUGACCUAUGACCGAAACAAUUUGGAGAAUCCGACUAUUGGAGUGGUGGGAUCAUUGGUGAGUUCAGGAAUCCAGGUACUAGUUUAUAUCGUGGAUCAAGACUCGGUGCUGCCAUUCAUUGGGAAGAGGACUUUGGUGAAUCGUCUGGCCAAACAGAUGGGUCUGAACACAACUGUGUCAUACAGGCCAUGGUUUGAUGGUGAAAUGCAGGUAGCUUUCUGCCACCAUUUUUGCUGCUAAUCCGCCAAUCUACAUUAUCUAUUACAUAACUAUUAACUUCCUUUUCCUGUUUCCAUGAUUCAAGUUGGUGUAUGGACACAUGUUUAUUGUGGGAAUAAGCUUGCAUUUGCAACUAUAAGAGGAGCUUCUCACCUUGCCCCAUUCUCAUCACCAAAGAGAUCCCUCUCAUUGUUUGCUAUUUUUCUAGAUAGGAAAUCUUUGGCAACUUGAGAUAUCUCAGCCGGCCGCCUUGGAAUAUUGUAGCCUUUUGACAAUCCGUUGCAAACUGGGAUUUCUCCAAGUUGUAAUUAUUUCAAUGAUUCUCUUUUUUCUCUGUACUGAGGCAUGUAAGAUGUCUCCAAAGUUUCAGCAUAUACAAUUGUGUUCAGAGUAAAGAAACAAACACAAAGAACCUCAAUUCAUGAAGGCUGAAAAUAAGAUAGAAGAUGAUAGCAGCUUGAGGAAAGUGUUCGACUGUAAAUAAGAUGGAAGAUAUGGUUUAGAAGUGGAAGUGGAUAAAAUACCACAUAGGAACCGAUGAGAGAUUUAAGAAGGGGUUAGAGGAAUAAAUUGAUGGUUAAGUGCAACUUGAAAACAUACUUACCUGGAUGGGAUCUACAAGUGAUCAUUAAGGCUUGUGGUUUGGGCCAAUGACCUCCAUUGCACUUUUGGAGGGGCGUUGGGCUAAGAUCUCCCCAUAGUGGGAGAGCCUACAUCAUAAUUUGUGGCAGAGGGGGCCUGCGUUCGCGCGGCCCCUACCCAAUAUAAGUUCAAUUAAAUUCUUCGUGGCCCACCUUGCUUAAGGUGUUUGGCCCAAUAGAUUCCUGCUGCUAAUUGUUGUUUGCGAUGCACAAUAAAUGGCACAUUGACAUUUUAUAUUGACAUUUUAUAGUUCUUAGGUUGAGAUGUAUUUUAUGAUGUUUGUAUGUGUUAAAAGAACUUGAAACGAGUGUUAGAUUGAAAUGAAGUUUCGAGGUUAAUAUUUACUAGAUUUUUGGCCCACGCUUUGACUUAGUUGAAAUUGAAAUCAUUCAAAAAAUCAUUAAGAGUAAGAAAAUCUCAUAAGGUUU
This is a messenger RNA of Linum trigynum, 4506 nucleotides long. NCBI's taxonomy places the organism in Eukaryota, Viridiplantae, Streptophyta, Magnoliopsida, Malpighiales, Linaceae. The record is from the annotation of a GenBank genome assembly.